UUUGGAUUUUUAUUCUUAUGCCGGAAUAAUCGCCGAAGAAGCUAUUUCAACCAUUAGAACUACUGUAGCCUUUGGUAUUCAACAGAAACUCUCUAAACUUUACGAUGCUUACUUAACUGAUGCAAGAAAAGAAGGUUUUAAAAAAUCUUUAUUUAAUGGGUUUUCUAUUGGCAUAAUGAACUUUGUCAGUGCUGCAACUCAUGGUUUAGCUUUCUGGUUUGCUUCUACAUUAAUUAUUAAUCAAGAAAUAUCUCCCGGACAAGCUGUUAAUUUACUCUUAACAUUUUUAUAUGGUACUUUCUACCUUGUUUAUUUUUUUGGUGAAUUUCAAACUCUUAGUCUUGCUGCUAGCGCUGGCUCAAAAAUAUUUGGAACUAUUGAUCGUGUUCCCUCGAUUGAUAUUUCUUCUGAUACUGGAGAUAAGCCUGAAAAUGUUGUAGGUCACAUUCAAUUUAAAAAUAUAAAUUUCGUUUAUCCGACUCGUUCUGGUAAAAGUACGAUUAUGUCUCUUAUACUUCGUUUCUAUGAUCCUAUCUCUGGUGGCGUAUUUCUUGACGGACAUGAUAUCAAAUCUCUUAAUUUAACUUGGCUUAGGAGACAAAUAAGUUUUGUAAGUCAAGAAUCUGUACUUUUUAAGACUACUAUAGCUGAAAACGUAUCUUAUGGAUUGAUCGGUUCUAUUUAUGAAAAUUUACCAAAUAAUAAAAAGCGUGAAAUGAUUGAAAAUGCUUGUAAGAUAGCUAGUGCUCACGAUUUUAUUAUGAAUCUUCCUGAUAAAUAUGAAACUAUAGUUGGUGAACGUGGAAUUUUAUUAUCUGGCGGUCAAAAACAACGCAUCGCGAUUGCUCGUGCUAUUAUUAAAGAUCCAAAGAUUUUAUUACUCGAUGAAGCUACCAAUGCUCUUGAUACACAAUGUGAGGUUAUAGUCCAAAAUGCAUUAGAUAAAGUCUCAAAGAAUCGCACAACAAUAGUUAUUGCCCAUCGUUUAUCUACUAUUCGUAAUGCGACAAAGAUUAUUGUAAUGAAUAAAGGUGUUAUUGUGGAAAUGGGUACACACAAAGAGCUCAUAGACAAAAAAGGUUUUUACUAUAAAUUUGUUGAAAUUCAACAGAUUAAACAGUCUUUAAAAGUUGAAGAAAAUCUUAAUAUACAGAAAUCAUUUAUAACUCCGGUGAAAGAUGAUGCUACUGAAUCAUCCAAAAAUGUAGAUCACCCGAUUACUCAAAAAUUUGACGUUGAAAUGGGAUUGAAGCAUGAUUAUAAUUUUACUGUUUGGGAAUUGAUUAAGAAGAUAGCAUCCAUUAAUAAGCCUGAACAACUUAUGCUUUCCAUAGGUAUAAUAUCAUCAAUUAUUUGUGGUUGCCUUUACUCAGCCUACGCCAUUAUCUUUGGUAACAUUAUUCAAGUAUUUUCAGAAACUGGAGAUAUUUUACAUCAUGAUGUAACUUUCUGGGCUUUUAUGUUCCUUGCACUCGCUGUGAUAAACUUUUUUGCGUAUUUUACCCAAAAUGUUACUCUUGGAUUUUCGAGUGAAAAACUUAUCGAACGAAUUCGAUCUAUGUCUUUUGCUUCUAUUUUACGACAAGAUAUUUCCUUCUUUGAUGAAGGAAAUCAUGGUGUAGGUGCUUUAACUAGUCACUUGUCAUUAGAUAUAACUUAUAUUAACGGUUUAGCUGGUUUUAGAUUUGGAAAUAUAUUACAAGUACUAGUUACAAUCUUUGCUUGCGUCACGUUGGCUCUUAUAAUUGGUUGGAAGCUCACUUUAGUCUGCUUAGUUUCUGCACCCUUAAUGUUUUGUGCCGGCUCAUUACAUGUAGCAAUGAUAAACGGUUUCCAUCAAAAAACUAAGAAAGCUUAUGAAUAUUCUGCGCAAAUAGUUUGUGAAGGUGUUGAUAAUAUUCGAACGAUUGCUGCUCUUACUCGUGAAGAUGAUUUAUGGAAAAUAUAUCAUAAUUUACUAGAUGAACCCAUGCGCCAAGGUUUUAAUAAUGCUUUCUUGGCCUCCAUCACCUUCGCGUUCUCAAAUAGUAUCUACUAUUUAGUAGAAGCUUUAGUAUUUUGGUAUGGUACUAAAUUGUUCAUUGAUAACGAAUAUGAUCUCUUCAAAAUGUUUACGAUUCAUACCGCCAUUAUAAUGGGAACAUCAUUUGCUGGUCGUAUCUUUGUUAAUACUUCAGAUAUAACAAAAGCAAAGUCUGCAUCUGCUACCAUAAUAUCGUUAUUAGAACGUGUUCCGAUGAUUGAUACAUGGUGUCAAAGUGGUGAAAAAUUUAAAAUUGUCACUGGUCACCUUAAAUUUUCUGAUGUUUAUUUCCAUUAUCCGACUCGACCUAAUGCUCCAGUUCUUCAAGGUUUAAAUUUAGAUGUCAAACCCGGUCAAUUCGCAGCAUUAGUUGGCCCAUCGGGAUGUGGUAAAAGUACUAUAGUAAGUCUUAUUGAAAGAUUUUAUCGAGUGACGAGUGGUAAAGUUACAAUUGAUGGAUUAAAUAUUGCUGAAAUGAAUGUGAACAAUCUUCGAGAGCACAUUGCUCUUGUAAGUCAAGAAAUAUCAUUAUAUGAUAUGACUAUAAAGGAAAAUGUUGUUUUAGGUUGUCGACCUGGACAAAAUAUUACGCAAAAUGAAAUAGAAAAGGCAUGUCGAGAAGCAAAUAUUCAUGAAUUUAUUAUGAGUUUACCUGAUGGUUAUGAUACAUGUGUUGGUAAAAGAGGAUUACAACUUUCCGGUGGUCAAAAGCAACGAAUUGCCAUUGCCAGAGCACUUAUUCGAGAACCAAAAAUUUUAUUACUCGAUGAAGCAACGUCAGCUUUAGACUCAGAAUCAGAAAAAUUUGUACAAGAAGCUCUUGAUGCUGCUGCUCGUAAGAGAACAACCUUAGCAAUUGCACAUAGAUUAUCAACAAUUCAACAUGCUGAUAUUAUAUUUGUUAUAAAAGAUGGAAAAGUUCAUGAACAAG
Molecule: messenger RNA, 2954 nt
Organism: Racocetra persica
Lineage: Eukaryota; Fungi; Glomeromycota; Glomeromycetes; Diversisporales; Gigasporaceae
Source: the annotation of a GenBank genome assembly